This is a messenger RNA of Parnassius apollo (apollo), 435 nucleotides long. The record is from the annotation of a GenBank genome assembly. Lineage: Eukaryota; Metazoa; Arthropoda; Insecta; Lepidoptera; Papilionidae.
AUGUCGACGACGCCAUGCUCAAAAGGCGGGAUGCGCCUCAGCGAAGCCCUGGACAACAUCCAACUCGCAUACAACCCUAUAACUAAACAGUUGCAUUUUGUGAGUCCUAAGGUUGAGAAACCAGUUGAAUCUAGUGAUGAUGUUGAUAAAUUGUCAAAAAAGAGUAGUUUCAGUGAUGAAGGAAACUUUUCAAUUUCAACAUGUGAAAAGAGUGAUACAAGUGACUCCCCAAAAAGUACAUUACAAUGGGGUGGUAGUGUGAAUGGCCAUCAGAGAGGGAAGGAUGGUGGUUCAUUCUCUAGCACAGUUUCGAGCUUAUCUGAAUGUUCCCUAGGUUCCAGUGCUUCUAAAGAAGAUGAAGUUGGUGAUGUCAACAAUGAACAGGAGAGCAGCAAGUUAAAGAAGAAAGGGCUGUCUGGGUUUUUUAGCAGGUGA